Molecule: messenger RNA, 993 nt
Organism: Tilletiaria anomala UBC 951
Lineage: Eukaryota; Fungi; Basidiomycota; Exobasidiomycetes; Georgefischeriales; Tilletiariaceae
Product: MAS20-domain-containing protein
Exons: 2
Coding region: 1-993 (330 amino acids)
Biological process (GO): tRNA import into mitochondrion; protein targeting; protein import into mitochondrial matrix
Cellular component (GO): mitochondrial outer membrane translocase complex; mitochondrial outer membrane
Molecular function (GO): transmembrane protein transporter activity
Source: RefSeq, a predicted model, not a curated record
AUGCGGACAUCAACCAUCGCCACCAUCAGCGGCGUCACCCUGGUGACCGCCCUGAUCGGAUAUGCAGCCUACUUUGAUUAUCGCCGACGUAACGAUGCCACCUUCCGCAAAUCACUCGGGAAGGACUACAAGCGUAUGAUGAAGGCCGAGGCGCGCAAGGCUGCUGCAUCCGCCUCGCAAUCUGACACGGCGAUCGCUGCGGCGGUCGCAUCGACGCACGCGAUGGAGGCCGACGGGCGCAUCCCGAAGGACCAAGCUUCCCGCGAGUCCUACUUUAUGGAACAGGUCUCCAUUGGCGAGACGCUCUUUGCCCUGGGCAAGGACCGCCACCUGGACGCUGCAACCGCCUUCUUCCGAGCGCUCAAGGUGUACCCCCAGCCGCUCGAGCUGAUGAUGAUCUACCAGAAGACCGUCCCAGAAGCAGUGCUGGAGCUCAUUUUCAAGAUGGUUGCCAAGGAUGCUGGAGCGGAGGGCGGAAUCGGCGGCGCAGGCGCUCUCAGUGCGAACCCGUUCGCAGCAAUGGGCCUCGCCGCUGCAGCUGCUUCCGAUGAUUCUGGAUCCCGAGGCGCUGCAUACAAGCUCGAGGAGGUGGACGACGACGCGCCGACGGGUAGCGCGGCAGCUGCCGCUCCACCAGCGACAGAGUCGGCAUCCCCCGACGCUGCUCCAGGCCUCGGCUCCGCCAGCGAUGAGGGCAACCAGAUCGCGUCCUCCAACACCAUCACUUCUGUGGCACCUACAGCAAGCUCCACAAGCGGCCUCUCAUCCAGUCACACCUCGUCACCAGAGUGGGACACGCUCUCCGCGACGUCCCUGUGCCCGACUGCUGGCGACGGCAGCGGCAGCGCUGCUGCUCCUACUGGCGGUGCUAGCAGUGCAGCUGAGGACAUGCCUGCACCCACACCAAAGGCGGAUUCUGUCCACUUUGGCUUUGGCAGCUCCCCCUCGCAAGCCCCGUCCGGAUCCGAAUCGGAAUCGAAUGACCAAGAGUGA